AUGGCUUGCAUGACCUUCAUACGAGGUUUCAGACGUGUUAACUCGUUAAAGUACACUAAAGCAAGCCUUCCUACACGCCACUUCUGUUCUGCAGAAAGUAACGACGAAAAUCAAUCGCACACAGACGCCCGAGACAUUGACGAAAACUCUCUUCCUCGAGGAAGAAACCUCGAAUUGGUUGUGUCAUGUUUACGAGUGGAUAGAGUGAUUGCGAGUGGCCUCGGAAUGGGUAGAAGGUUUGUGUUACAAUGAUCCGGAUUCGCAAGACUUUGGGCUAGAUCUCCAGCCAUGUGAGGAGGCCUUAUUUGCCUCCUCGGACCCAUGAAGCAUUUUUACAAAAUAUAAUUAACUAAUUUAAAAAUGGGCAGUACGACUGAAGACAUGUUACCCUGCUGCCCCUGCACUGACGUCACUUUUCAAACCAGAUACAUUUCCUGUUAUUUUAUUCAUGAUACCUUUUCUGGUUUGGUGAUACCGUGUUCUUAAUCAAAACUCCCGAUGUUUUAAUGGUAUCUUGAAGAGUUGGAAUGCUUUUAAUAUGAGAGUAUCACACACACCCCUGUCCCUCCCUCCCUCCACACGAAUCUUCACAUUCCUCAUCCUCUCACCCCUUAGGAGCAAAUUCACAAAAAAGUUGGGGGUGCUGGCUAUACAGUAACUAGCUUGUUCCAGGCGUUCUGAUCAUAAGGACAGGACAAAGAGAAUGAACGCCUGGAACAGGCUAUACAGAAAAUUGUCAAAUGACUUUUUCUUGUACACAUUUGUGGAAAACUCUUAAUGGGUUUCAUGGCAAUAAAUUAGCUCGGAAACCACAUUAGUGAAGAAGAAACGCACAACUUAAGCAAGGUUAGCUGAUUUUAUUUAAAUCCUUUCACAUGCGUAGGUUACAGAAACUGCAAUCAUAUAUUUUAUCAUAAAAUUCAUUAUAAUUUAAACUUUACAUAACAGUGCCAGUGGUUUCAUCUUUUGAGCUUGGUUCACCUGUGGUUUUCUAGCUCUAUUCAGUCUCUAGCCUCUUCUAUCAUGUAACCCCCUCCCCCCCCCCCCCCCCUCCCUUCCUAUUAACUUACUAAGUAAUUGGUUUUGCAGGAAAGCAAGUGACUAUAUUGCUGCCAGAAAAUUAUUUGUAAACAAGGAGAACUGUAAAAAAGCAUUUUUGGAGGUAAGCUGUUAUGAUCAUUUUUUACCUUUAGCACUGUUAAAGUAGUGCCUUGCAUUCAUUCAAGUGGUUACCUUUCAGAAGUAAAAGCUAUAUAAUUAAUCAAACAAUCAAAGUUUAUUAGAAGAAGCUGGUACAGUUGAACCUUCACUAAAGGCCAUUUCCACAAUGGCCACCUCUCUACAACAGCCGCUUUAUUAUUUUGGUGAACACCAUACACUGACUCUUGUUUAACCCUCUCUACAAUGGCCACUUUCUUCCGUCCCAUGGAGGCCGUUGUGCAGAGGUUCAACUGUAUCCUUAAAUUGAGGAAACUUACACAGUUCAUUUUAUUGUUUUAGGUAAAAGAAGGUGAUGAAAUAGAUCUCACCUUAUCUAAAGAAAGCGAUGAAGUUGAACUGUCCCGGUUUAGGGUUUUGGCAAUUGACAAAAAUCAAACAAAGAAAAACAAACGGCGUCUGAGUGGCAUUAGAUUUUCGAGGAUUUUAAUGGCAAGGAAAGAAUUUGAUGAACAUUAUACCCAGUCUGGUGACUGA
This is a messenger RNA of Porites evermanni, 1695 nucleotides long. NCBI's taxonomy places the organism in Eukaryota, Metazoa, Cnidaria, Anthozoa, Scleractinia, Poritidae. The record is from the annotation of a GenBank genome assembly.